AUGGCGUCCGCUGCCUCCCUUCCCGCCUCCGUGGCGGCUCUUACCCUCCAAUCGACCGACCAGAAGUCCAAAUUCGCCGGAUGCUUCCCAACUUUGAACCCCAUGGAUAUCUACCGUGAGCACAUUGCGGAGCAAUUGGGAAAUGCCACCGGCAUUGAUGCUGCCAAGAUUUAUGCUCGUCUUGCAUGGACCAGCACUCUGGACAAGGGUGACCUUUCAUUGCCCGUCGCUUCCCUCCAGAUUAAGCAAAACCCUAUGGAGCUGGCCAAGGAGCUCGCCUCAAAAUUCCCCGAGUCCGAUCUCAUUCACCCGCCCUCUGUUGCCGGUCCUCACAUGCAGUUCUUCUGCAAGACCGAGCCAUUGGCUAAGACCGUCCUUGGUCGCAUCCUGUCCGAGAAGGCCGCGUAUGGCACGAACGGCAACCAGGGUCAGAAGGACCCAUCAGACCCUUCCAAGGGCCAGAAGAAGAUCAUCAUUGAGUUCUCGUCACCCAACAUCGCCAAGCCCUUCCACGCCGGCCACCUGCGCAGCACCAUCAUUGGUGGUUUCCUUGCAAACCUCUACACUGUCAUGGGAUGGGAUGUCAUCAAGAUGAACUACCUUGGUGAUUGGGGUAAGCAGUAUGGUCUGUUGGCCAACGGCUUUAAGUAUUUCGGUAAUGAGGAGGCUCUGACCAAGGACCCUAUCAACCACCUAUUCGAUGUCUACGUCAAGGUCAACGGUCUCGUUGCUGAACACGACGGGCCCAUCAAGGCGCUGAAGGAGCAGAUCAAGAUCAAGAAGGAGAAGAGUGAGGACGUUGCUGAACUGGAGGCACAGCUCGCCAAGCUUGUUGACGUCAGCGAGGAUGAGAAGGCCCGUCGCUACUUCAAGAGCAUGGAGGACGGUGACCCCGAGGCCCUCGCUCUAUGGCGCAAGUUCCGUGAUCUUAGUAUCGAGAAGUACAAGCAGACCUACGCCCGCCUCAACAUUGACUUCGACGUCUACUCCGGUGAGUCGCAAAUCAAGGGUGAGAGCAUGAGCGAAGCCUACAAGCUCAUGGAGAAGGCCGGCGUUUCUGAGGAGUCUGAGGGUGCCGUCAUUGUUGACUUUACCAAGCAUGGCGCAAAGAAGCUGGGCAAGGCUAUUAUUGUUCGCAAGGAUGGUACCCCUCUUUAUCUGACCCGUGAUAUCGGUGCUAUCACCGAGCGUGACGAGGAGUACCACUUUGAUAAGAUGAUCUACGUUGUUGCCGCCCAGCAAGAUCUGCAUCUCGCUCAGCUUUUCAAGGUCACCGAGCUCAUGGGCCACAAGGACCUUGCCUCUCGUUGCCAGCACAUCAACUUCGGAAUGGUCCGCGGAAUGAGUACCCGAAAGGGAACAGUCAAGUUCCUCGACGAUAUCCUCAAGGACGUUGGCGAAAAGAUGCACGAAGUCAUGAAGAAGAACGAAGUCAAGUACUCGCAGGUCGAGGACCCCGUGAAGACUGCCGAUACUCUCGGCAUCACUUCCGUCAUGGUGCAAGACAUGACCGGCAAGCGCAUCAACGGCUAUGACUUCAACCUGGAUGCCAUGACCUCCUUUGAAGGUGAUACUGGCCCAUACUUGCAAUACGCUCACGCUCGUCUCUGCUCAAUGGCCCGCAAGUCUGAGUUGAACGCCGACGAGCUGGUUAACGCCAACUUCGACCUUUUGACCGAGCAGCAUGCUUCUGAUCUCGUCCGUCUUCUGGCCCAGUGGCCUGAUGUUCUCCUGAACACUGCUAAGACUCUCGAGCCCGUCACUGUCCUCAGCUACCUGUUCCGCAUGACCCACAUGCUCAGCUCUAGCUACGAUGUGCUCAAGGUUAUCGGCAGUGAGCCCGAGGUCAAGAAGGCUCGCAUGGCGCUGUAUGCUUCCGCCCGCCAGGUUCUGAACAACGGCAUGCGGAUUCUCGGCCUCAACCCCGUUGAGCGCAUGUAA
Molecule: messenger RNA, 1941 nt
Organism: Penicillium arizonense
Lineage: Eukaryota; Fungi; Ascomycota; Eurotiomycetes; Eurotiales; Aspergillaceae
Product: arginine--tRNA ligase
Exons: 4
Coding region: 1-1941 (646 amino acids)
Biological process (GO): arginyl-tRNA aminoacylation; mitochondrial translation
Cellular component (GO): cytoplasm; mitochondrion
Molecular function (GO): ATP binding; arginine-tRNA ligase activity
Source: RefSeq, a predicted model, not a curated record